CACCGAUGUGGUCGUCGGAGAGGACCUGCUCAAAUGAAUAGACGCCGCUCGCUGUCGUGCUAGUUCGCGCUCACCACAGCCACGCGUUUCAGCGCACUACAGUCGACAUCGCCUCAACAUUUAUAUGUAUGUGCAUAGGGACCCGCAGACAUUCUUCAUCUCCACCCACACCUCCAUAUCACCAGACCAUGUCGUCAUCAGACCCCGCAGCGUACACUGAGCACUUCAAGCAGACCCUACAGGCUCUAGUUGACGAAGAUGAACGGUUGAAGCCCUUCUUCACUCUGCUGCAGGCAGUCGAGGAGCCGAACGUCGAUCACCAACAAGGCGUUCUGCAGGCCUUCGCUGACCUUCAAACCUCAAACGAGGCCGCAGGGCACGGCCCGAGCAAGACGGCUGACGCCAAGACCGGGCUUCACCUCUUCCAGCUACAUCCGUUCCACGAGAUGAUACAGCUCGGGCGCCAGGUCGAAGGCGACGUCUUGCACGUUGUGCACUCCUUGGAGCCCCGCAACAAGCAGCCUACGUUCAGCAAUUGGGGAAAGACCGUUUCGUACGAUCCCGGGUAUACCCUGGUCAUCCGUACUAUUUACGGUGUAUGUGAAGUGGUGAAAUGGGCGGCUCAGAAGGGAAAGAAGGUCCGUGUUGCGGGUUUCCGUCACACGUGGGGUGAGCUGUACGGUGCCGAAGGCGACGUCAUGAUCAUGUUCCUACCUAUCGAGAGCCUGACGAAGCUCCCGUACAAGCAGCCUCCAUCCGACUGGAAGACGGAACUCUCGGGCAUCGAAGUCGUCCCGUCCGUCGCCGGCCGUGUCCCUCCGCCAGGCCACGCCUUCUGCAAGAUCAUGGCGGGCACGACGAACGAUCAGCUGCGCCAGUGGAGUCUCAACAACAAGACGUGGUGUAUCCCGUUCAACGUCAUCAUGGUCGAGAUCACAUUUGGCGGGAGCAACGCGCCGAUCUGCCACGGCUCCGGUUUCUCGAGCACAACACUCUCCGACAUUGUUGUGGAGGUCACGUACGUCGAUGCGCACGGAGAGCUCCAGGUCGUGAACGACCCUGCCGAGCUCCGUGCUGCAAGCGGAUGCUUCGGCUUGCUUGGUGUCGUCGUUUCAAUCACUCUUCAGCUCGACGCGAUGGGGGUGGCGGAACUUGUCCCCGUGCACACGCCGUUGCCUCUCGCUAUACCUCCGCCGAAGGGCUACCCCGUCCCGAAGCAGGUACAGAGUAUGAUUGAGAAGGCGAAGAUCACGGAAGCACAGCUUGAGGAAGCAAGGGCGGACUUCAUUCGGAGAUGCGAGGAGGACUACUAUCUAGAGUGGUUCUGGUUCCCGUACCAGGAACACGUCUGGAUCAACACUUGGAACAAGUAUCCAAUGACUCCUCGGGACGGAGAUCUCAAGCCCUACCCGGGCGACGGUUGGCUCGAUGGCGUCAAGUCGCAAGAGCUCCAAGAAACCGCCGCGCAAGUUGUCACGAGCUUCUUCCUGUGGAAGGACCUUCCAGGUUACAUGCAGGCGUGGCUGUUCGGAGUAGCGUCCAUGGCCGCCAUGCCAAACAUUACCGAUCCGAAGAAGGCCAUCAAGACCUACGUUAGCGAAGCUUUGCAUUUCAGGAGAGGGAUCCAGAACUUCCGCUGCUGGGAUACGGAAUGGGAGGUCCCUAUUCCAUCGACGACGGAGGGGAAGAGAGACUACACCCUGAUCCAACGCGCAUGGUGGGACGGUAUCUCCGCGAUGUACGCUGAAGCACACGAUGCGCCUGCCCGUAUUGCACUGGAAAUGCGGCUAACAGGUGACUCCAACGUCAUCCUCGCGCCUCAACGAGGAAACACAUUCGGCACAGCGUCCAUCGAGGUGUUGACGACUCUCGCAACUCCUGAGCCCAUGUGGGCAGACUUCAUGCAGCUCGUCGCUGACAAGUGGACAAGUUAUGACUCAAAGGGAGCGGAUGGCAGACCGCUGCUCCCUCGGCCACAUUGGGCGAAGCAAUGGAAUGGGCUGCAGGUCCACGGGAAGUCUGUCAAACAAUACAUGAAGGAAGACGCUUUCAAGGAGGCGUUUGCGGAAUUUAGAGACACCUUCGGUCAGAUAGUCACUAGUCGAGGGUGCUCGGUGGAGGAGACUCGAUCUCGAUUCGGGAAUGCGUUGAUGGACGACUUGGCCUUCUGAUAUGUGUAGAAACAGUGUUGUGUAUGUCAUAAUCAUAGGUGGCUUCCUCCGUCGUGUCUACGUCCUCACUUUUGCGUGCAGUGUCGCGAGCACGAGGUGGGCUCAUCAAGUCCUCUGACAUGGG
This is a messenger RNA of Rhodofomes roseus, 2295 nucleotides long. RefSeq lists its product as uncharacterized. The record is from RefSeq and is a predicted model, not a curated record. The transcript is spliced from 8 exons. Gene Ontology annotation, molecular function: D-arabinono-1,4-lactone oxidase activity; FAD binding. Gene Ontology annotation, cellular component: mitochondrion. Bases 129 to 2171 code for a protein of 680 amino acids. Lineage: Eukaryota; Fungi; Basidiomycota; Agaricomycetes; Polyporales; Fomitopsidaceae.